AUGGAUGGCGAGAAGAAGGCCCAUGAGGUCAAAUCGGCCACGUCGACAGCAUCAGACGUCGGUGUCGGCGUCCACGAGGAUGCGCCUCAGAAUGUCUCUUGGGGAAAGAAGGUUCUCUAUCACCUUUGGGACGCUGAUCAGCAUCUCAAGAGCCCCCAGGAACGCGCUUUGGUUCGGAAGCUAGAUUUCGGUAUCUUGAUUUGCGCCACUCUUGGCUGGUGGAUGAAAUACAUUGACCAGAGCAACAUUACGAACGCAUAUGUCAGCGGGAUGAAAGAAGACCUGAAUAUCCAGGGCAACGAGUACACUUAUAUGCUCAUGUGCUACACCAUUGCCUUUGCUAUCAUGCAAAUCCCUUCCAACUUGAUUGCCCUCAAGAUUCGUCCUCGCUACUGCAUCGUGUUCUGCGAACUGGGAUGGACGGCUUUUACCUUCGCCCAAGCCGUGGCCCAGAGCAGCAAUCACAUGUACGCCUUCCGCUUCAUGAUUGGCCUCUUCGAAUCCGGCUUCUCGCCCAUCAUCAUUUUCCUCCUUGGAUCUUGGUACACCAAGCCCGAGCUCGCGAAGCGCGCGACGUCUGGAUUCUUGCAGGCCGGGAUUCACAAGUCUUUGGACGGGCAUCUGGGGAUGGCGGGUUGGAGAUGGAUUGAGUACGCAGUUUGCGGCUGUAUGUCACUCCCUGUUGCUCUCUCCGUGUGGUGGUUACUUCCUGAUUACCCGCAUAACACGACUGCAUGGUAUAUCACGGAGGAGGACAAGCAGAUUGCGAUGCAGCGCGCGGCGAAGCAGGGUAAGGCGGAGAUCACAGGAGUCGUGGACCUGAAGCUACUCAAGCGCAUGUUUGGGAACUGGCGAUGGUGGAUUUUGUGCUUGAUGUACAUCUUUUACGGCAACUCGUGCCAGGCCAAUAAUUACUUCGCCAUCUAUCUUCGCGAGAACGGGUACAGCGUCACCCAACGCAACGUCAUCCCGGCGUGCGCCAACCUCGUCACCAUGGUCACGGAUUUUGCGUGGGGCUUCAUGUCAGACCUGACUGGCAACAGGCCCUUAUGGAUUAUUGGUCCUCUUAUGGGCACGACUGUCGUCGGCUCUUCCAUCCUUACUGCGUACCCGCCGACGGAUGCUGCGCGAGUGGCCGGUUUCUUCCUCGUGUCUUGCGGUUAUGUUACGGCUGUUACUUGGACGUGGGCGAAUGAAGUGAACAAUGGGAACGCGGAAGAGCGUGCUUUGACGAUUUCUAGCAUGAAUGGAUUGUUCUAUGCAACCAACUCUUUCCUGCCUAUCCUCAUCUUCCCGCAGACCAUGGCACCCACUUUCGAGCGAGGCUUCCCCUCUGUCCUAUCAUUCGCGCUUGCGGCCGUGGUCUUAGUCCUCAUUGCGGACUUAUUGCAUAAGCGUCAGCUGCGACAAGAAGCGCAGGUUGCUGGCGAACAACCUGCUUCUGAGACGGUCGUGGACGGAGAAGUCGAUAAGAAGGAAAAAGAGAUGGAGGGUAGACUUUCUGGAGCUAUUGAUCCAGCCAGGAACUCUUCUAGUAUCUUUUGA
Colletotrichum scovillei is the source of this 1545-nucleotide messenger RNA. RefSeq names its product pantothenate transporter liz1. Lineage: Eukaryota; Fungi; Ascomycota; Sordariomycetes; Glomerellales; Glomerellaceae. The transcript has 14 exons. Gene Ontology annotation, molecular function: transmembrane transporter activity. Gene Ontology annotation, biological process: transmembrane transport. Gene Ontology annotation, cellular component: membrane. Bases 1 to 1545 code for a protein of 514 amino acids. The record is from RefSeq and is a predicted model, not a curated record.